CAUUGAUCAUACUCCGUAUUCGUGACACCACCUGGUGGAUGCAAUACAGUUACAAACAGUGUGCUGGUGCGCAGGAUCCUCGGAGAUGCUGGGCACCUGGCAAAUGAUGAACGGUCAGAAACCAAAACAGCAUUAACUGGGGUCGAUCGAGGUCACUGUGCCACCAUGAUUCCUCCACGCUCACUCUGUCCAUAUUGAUUCAAGGCUCAAGGCCUACGAGUAUAACAAGGCCCGAAAGGUAUCAAUCUCCUAUUUUGUCCCCAGUCUCUCUUUCUUUUCACCACCACUAUGGCUACAGUAUAUCCUUCUUUCAUUCCCUCGCUUUCGAACUCAACUUCUUACGUAUCCCAUUCGGCUUGGGCUGGAGACAACGUUCUUGUGAAAUACAGAUGGACCGUCCUUGCAUUACUUCUCAUCACUCCCGGUUUCAUCGGGUUCCUUCAAUAUCUGUUGUUCAAGGACAAGCCUCCCAAGGGCCUAAAACUUGUGCCUGGCCCUCCCAGCACCAUUCCUUACAUCGGUCGGGUUGAUAUCGACGCCAAAGCGCCAUGGAACUCGAUGCGAAAAUGGGCCGACGAGUACGACGGCCUUUUCAGACUGACAACCUGUGGCGAAAUGCACAUCUGGCUGGGGAAAGGCGAGAUCGCUCAGGAGCUCUUUUGCAAACGAGCAUCUCGUUAUUCCUCCCGUCCAGAAGUCGCGGCUGUCCCUGGCAGUCAUAAUCAAGCACAAUAUCUGCCAUUGAUGGAGUACGGAGACCAUUGGCGCAUGCAAAGGAAAUUCGCGCACACCUCAUUGAACGUCGCCUACAACACCCAAUAUUACGGCUAUAUUCCCUUGGAAGCGAAACGCUUCUUGUACAACCUUGUCAAAGAUCCUCUUGAUCACUUCUCUCAAACCGAUCGCUUUUGCGGACGCAUUUCAGCAAGAUUGUGCUAUGGAUCCCCAAAUUCGGCAGCAGCCCAUUGCAAGAACGCCGCCGAGUUCAUUCCUCAGAUCUCUCCUUCCGCAAGCGGGCCCCUCACCAAUAUCUUUCCUUUCCUCGGCGUCCUUCCCGAAUGGAUCAACACGUCCAAGAAGGCUUGCAGACAAAGAAGAGAACGAGAAGAGCGACUGUGGAAAGGUCUGAUGGCAGAAGUGCGCAACGAGAUCGAGGCCGGCAAAGCUGAGGUUUCGUUCGCACGGUCGUACUUCGAGCGAAGAGAAGCAGCUGGUGGAGGUGAUGGCAGAGACUUUGGCUUCGAUGAACAUGAAGCUGCCUAUGCAGUUGGCAUGCUGUGCACCGUCGCCAUCUUCACCAUUGGGGGACCACUGUACUGCUUCUUCCUGACGAUGGUCCUUCAUCCGGAAUGGCAAGAGAAAGCCCGUGCCGAGAUCGAUGCGGUGGUCGGCAGUGACCGAAUUGUCGAACUACGCGACUCUCCCAACCUGCCUAUCCUACGAGCAUGCAUCAAGGAAACUAUACGCUGGGGCCCACCUGUUCCACUGGGUGUUCCGCGACUGGUGACCGAGGAUGAUGACUACGAAGGCUACUUUAUUCCGAAAGGAGCUGUUGUGCAUGCCGUUGACAUAUCGAUGGCCCGCAACCCGGCCGAAUAUCCGGAUCCCGAGGUUUACAAUCCUGGCCGCUGGCUUGAGCCGGAGUAUCCAACUUACCAGGAACCUCUUACGGUCUACCCUCGUUUACUCGGUUUUCACGGAUUUGGUCGUGGUCGGCGGAUGUGUCCUGGAAUCGAGCUCACCGAGGCGGAGUUGUUGGUUGCUUGUGGCUCUCUUCUAUGGGCAUUCACGAUGAAGCCUAACACUGGCAUGGACGGGCAGCCACAGUGGCCUGAUCCUAAGGCCCGGACGAGUAAUGUCAUUGGAGGUCCGUUGCCCUUCAAAUUCGACUUGAAGGUUAGGAAUGAGCAAAGGAGGGCUAAGAUUGAGGCGCUGUAUGAGCUUGACAGGCACUUGUUGGAGUAGAGGUGUUUGGAAUAGUCUGACGCAUGCAGUACGGCGUCUGUACAGCGUCUUUUACUGCUAUCUGUAUCGGCAGAGCACUAAUCAAAUUAUCGGAAGAGCAUUACUCAGUACUCAGCAAGU
Molecule: messenger RNA, 2085 nt
Organism: Exophiala xenobiotica
Lineage: Eukaryota; Fungi; Ascomycota; Eurotiomycetes; Chaetothyriales; Herpotrichiellaceae
Exons: 2
Coding region: 289-1965 (558 amino acids)
Molecular function (GO): monooxygenase activity; heme binding; iron ion binding
Source: RefSeq, a predicted model, not a curated record